AUGACAUACACAGAGUUGUGGGUGAGCACAGCAUCUCUGCCGGUUCUCACCCCCUUUUCUGCAACCGGUUCCUGCCAGGGGCCACGAUUCAUCGCAUGUCCGGCAGGAAAACAUCACGACAAUAUAUGGCGCAUUUCGUUGAAUAGCAGCCACGACGAAAAUGUUACAUUCUCGAGCUACAUUUUAGCUACAUUCCUAAGCAACCAAUUUUCAACACCCUACAUUGAGCCAAAGCCCUUCAACUUUUUUAUUGAGACUCAGUCAGACGUCCAAAGACAGCGGAAGAACCAAACGGCAAACAAUCAAGAGGCGAACAUCGUAACGCCGAUUACUAUACGCCAACGCCCAACACCAUGA
This is a messenger RNA of Lindgomyces ingoldianus, 357 nucleotides long. RefSeq lists its product as uncharacterized. Lineage: Eukaryota; Fungi; Ascomycota; Dothideomycetes; Pleosporales; Lindgomycetaceae. The transcript is spliced from 3 exons. The record is from RefSeq and is a predicted model, not a curated record. Bases 1 to 357 code for a protein of 118 amino acids.